CAUUUGUAGCCACAAUCACUGGCUCCUGCUUUAAGAAUUUUUUUGCAUACUUUUCAUCUGGUGUUAAACACACAUUCAUGAUAACACGUAGUUCAGCUAAUGGUGUUUCAUCAACAGGGACAGACAGAGACUCUCUUGCUUUGGUUAAGAGUUCACUUUUUCAUUUAUCUGUUUAAGAAAUGGCAGCUGCAGAGCGUAAUACACAGGGUUUUUCAGUUAGUGUGGCCAUAAUGCUUUCAACUCUUAUAGCUUUCAUUCCUCCCUUUCUAGGGAAAAUUGCAAUACCUAAUUUUUCCAUGAAGUCACGCCCUAAGAAGUUAAUGGGGCAGCUAGGUGGAAUUACAACAGGGGCCUGCAGCCUUUAUCCUGUCUGGAGGUCACAGAUGUCGAUGGAGAGUGACAUCCACUCUUGUGAGGUUUGACCAUUUGCUGAUUUUACAAAUAUAGGGGUAUUGGAGGAUUUAUGCCCUACACUGUUUUUAACGCAAGUUUUACAUGCUCCAGAGUUGCAUAAGAAGGUCACAGGAUGACCAUGGACAGUCAGAACAACAUAUGGCUUUUCUUUCAAUCCAUUUAGCAGUUCCCAUGCCCCAUACACAUUCACAAUUUGGGCCUGAAACCUCAUCUGUGGCAUUUGGUUUAUCUAGUCACGCUUGAAAAGGUCGUAAACCGCUCCUGCAACCUCGUCCCCUUCCUCUAUGGUAUGGAGCCUGUCUCUGAUUAGGACAUUCUUUAGACCAGUGGUCUGGUGACCCUCAAAUCCAGCAUCCCUCCUCUGUUUGUGGUGUUCUAUAUCUAAACCGAGAAACCCCCAAGCCCGUGGGCCGCCCCUGCCCCCCUGGAACUCACCUCUAUUUCCUUGAGGAGGUCGGGUGGCUUGAAAUGAGAACACUUCCUCUGGAUCAGAGGUGGGAUCUGCCCAGAAAAUUUGUGCAUCUUCUGCACUAUCACUUCCUCCUCCUUUUUUGGCAUGUUUCUCAGCAUGACGUGCAUAUUCCAUUAACUCUUGAACGGUGGAGGUGUUAAAUAUGACUAGAUGUUUUCUAAUCCAUUUAGCGAUGUGUGGGUGGAACCCAGACAUUAACAUAUUUUUUAGUAGUUGUUGGUAAGGAGAGUUAUUGUGGUCAUCAACUGUAAUGCCGCUGAAGGCUGACCGUUACAAAUCAGCUUCAUCAGGAAGCUGUUAACACAGAAAUGUGUAAAUGUUUCUAACCUCCAGGCAAACAUCCAAAAAACACUUAAUAAUGUACCACAAAAGAUAGGAGCCAAGUAAACAAUACACAGAAUAAUGAUAUGAAAACAUAACAUUUCAAAUAAACUCUUAAGUAAAUGAACUUAGAUAAUAACUUUUCCAAGAGUGGGUGUGAAAUAGAGGUGGAGUUUUUCUCUCAUGUCUUUUCUGCAUAAAAGCUGUUGUAGCUCUGGUUGUGCUGCUCCAGAGAAGCUGGGAGUGCAUGAAGCCUCAGCCUGUUCUGGGACAUAUGACUGGAUUACACUGCACAAAGGAUAUUCAGAAGAAUAUCAGCAGCUCCUCUUCUACACCUGUUCCAGUCAGCUCUUCUUCUCCAGUCUUUACUGAGCUCCAUCCUCUCAUGGCUAGCCAUGAGAACAACCCCUCCCUGGAAGACAGGGUGGAGGGCCAAUCAGGGCCUGCAGGACCAGCAAGCCUGCACAGGGCCUGGACCCACUUCCUGAAGGGGGUGUCCUAUUUCUCAGGAGACAUGGAGGUGUUUGGAAAAUGGAUGGAGAAACAGUUUUUUUUGCUGCAGCUCCUGGACUGGGUCCUGCGUGGAGCAGCUCAAGUGAUGUUUGUUAACAACCCUCUGAGUGGCCUGGUCAUUUUUGCUGGCCUCAUCCUGCAAAAUUAUUGGUGGGCCCUCAAUGGUUUCGUGGGGACACUCUUUGCAACAAUUUCUGCUCUCAUUCUGCAACAAAGCAGGAGUGCAAUAGCUGCAGGACUUUAUGGAUACAACGGCAUCCUGGUGGGUCUCCUGAUGGCUGUGUUCUCCAAUGCAGGUGACUGGUAUUGGUGGCUUCUGCUGCCCAACAUCUUCAUGUCCAUGAUGUGCCCGAUUGUGUCCAGUGCCCUGGCAUCUAUUAACACCCGCUGGGAUCUGCCGGUGUUCACGCUGCCGUUCAACAUCCUGGUGUGUCUCCACAUGGUCGCCACAGGCCACUAUAACCACCAUUUCCCCCAAGUCCUCAUCCAGCCACGCUCAGAGCUGCCCAACAUCACCUGGUCUGAAAUCGACGUGGCAAAGCUGUUCAGGUCCAUACCAGUGGGAAUAGGACAGGUGUAUGGCUGCGACAACCCUUGGACAGGAGGGAUCUUCAUCAUCUCCCUCUUCAUCUCUUCACCCAUCACCUGUGUCCAUGCUGUCCUGGGAUCUGCUGUGGGAAUGGUGUCAGGUCUGGCUUUAUCAGCUCCCUUUGAGGACAUUUACUUUGGUCUCUGGGGAUACAACUGCGUCUUAGCCUGCAUCGCUGUAGGAGGGAUGUUUUACGCUCUCACCUGGCAGGUGCACCUGCUCGCCAUCACAUGUGCUUUUUUCUGCGCGUACCUUGGCUCAGCCAUCUCCAACGUCAUGUCCACGCUGGGUUUGCCGGCGUGCACCUGGCCUUUCUGCCUGUCUGCCCUCACCUUCCUCCUCCUAACGACGGGGACCAAGAGGAUAUUCAAGCUCCCGCUGGCCAAAGUCACCUACCCUGAGAAAAACCUGGCCUUCUACUGGAGGCUGAGGAAGCAGGAGAAGGCAGAGAAGGCAGCGAGAGAGAGUCAGGAGCAGCUGAACGCUGAGAUAACCCUGCAUGACAAAAAGCAAUUAAAACUGGAACUUCGACGAAUAGAGGAGGGGAGACAAGAAAGUGAAAACAACAACAGUACUGAAAUGGAUGAGGGCGUUAAUGUGGAAAGAACAAACGGAGAAGAUAAUUCCACCAAGGUUGUUCCUGCUGACUAUGUCUGAACAAUAUUCUUGGAAAUAGUGAAGAUGUGAAAAUAAGGAGUGAAAUGUUUGAAUAAUGUAAAAAUAUGUAGUUGUAAAUAUAUAUAUAUUUUUAUUAUUCUGCUGUCAAUAUUCAUAUUGUUUUUUAAGAGUAAUGUUCAAUUUAGCAACCAGUACUUCUUGUAUACACUUGUCUUAAUGUGGGUGCUAAGCUUUUAUUUGCACUGUAAUUUUUUUUGGAACAAUAAAUUUUGGUGUUUUCAAAAACAGGGAAUUUCUGUCAGCAGGAUAACUAGCUGUGCACUCCACUAAGCUGGUCUUUGUGGAUGAGUGGCACAAGAAAAGCUGUUUUGUUUACAAAGCCAUAAAAAACAUGUAAACUCUGUUUCUGAUAUGCGAAAUGUUAAGCGUGUAGGAAAUAUAAUGCUGUCUACUGUCAUGAACGUACCACCCCGUUGAUAUUUUCACCACCAUACUGGUGAAAAACUGUUAGAGGCUGCAAAAAGCUUAAGAUUAGGGGGAAGGUUCACUUUUCAGCAGGACAAUGACUAAAUAUACAGUCAGAACUACACUCAACAGCCACUUUAUUAGGUCCAACUUCUCAUUAAUGCAAAUGUCAAAUCAGCCAAUUGGAUGGCAGCAACUCAAUGCAUUUAGGUGUGUACACAUGGCCAAGAUGAUCUGCUGCAGUUCAAAGAGAGCAUCGGAAUGGGGAACAAAGGUGACUUAAGUGACUUUGAAUGUGUCAUGGUUGUUGGUGCCAGAUGGGCUGUUCUGAGUAUUUCAUAAACUGCUGAUCUACUGGAAUUUUCACGCACAAGUAUCUCUAGGGUUUACAGAGAAUGGUCCGAAAAAGAGAAAAGAUCGAGUGAGCAGCAGUUCUGGGGGCACAAAUGCCUUGUUGAAGCUAGAGGUCAGAGGAGAAUGACCAGAUGUGUUUGAGCUGAUAGAACGGCAACAGUAACUCAAAUAACCGCUCGUUACAACCAAUGCAGAAGAGCGUUUCUGAACGCACAACACAUCGAACGUUGAGGCGGCUGGGCUACAGCAGCAGAAGACCAACCGGGAGCCACUCCUGUCAGCUAAGAACUGGAAACUGAGGCUACAAUUCACACAGGCUCACCAAAAUUGGACAACAGAAGUUCGGGAAAAAUGCUGCCUGGUCUGAUGAGUCUUGAUUUCUGCUGCGACAUUUGGAUGGUACGGUCAGAAUUUGGCUUCAACAACAUGAAACAGGAGUGACACUGAAAUGUUAAAUGAACCUUGUAUCAACGGUUCAGGCUGGUGGUGGUGAGGCAAUGGUGUGGGCAAUAUUUUUCUGGCACACUUUGGGCACCCAUUAGUACCAAUUGUGUCAACGACACAGCCUACCUGAGUAUUGUUGCUGACCAUGUCCAUCCGUUUAUGACCACAGUGUACCCGUCUUCGGAUGGCUACUUCCAAAGGGUAGUGCACCAUGUCAUAAAGCAUGAAUCCUCUUAGACUGGUUUCUUGAACAAUGUGGUCACUAAACUCUAAUGGCCUCCACAGUCACCAGAUCUCAAUCCAAUAGAGUACCUUUGGGAAAUGGUGGAACGGGAGAAUCGCAUCAUGGAUGUGCAGCCGACAAAUCUGCAGCAACUGCAUGAUGCCGUAGUGUUAAUAUGGACCAGAGUCUCUGAGGAAUGUUUCCAGUACCUUAUUGAACCAAUGCCACAAAGGAUUAAGGCAGUUCUGAAGGCAACAAUCCAGUACAAGCAAGAUGUACCUAAUAAAGUGGCCGGUGAGUGUACGUCAGGUUGGUUUAGAUUAAAGCUUAUUCACUUGUUUGAAUGGCCCAGUCAAAGUGUAGAUAUAGAUCAAGUUUUUAGAAUGUAGCACAUUAAGCUUUUAUUUGGUAAGAAUGAUUCACUCUUUUACACUGAUGAAUUAUUCUUAUUGGUUUAUCCUUUCCAGUGAUGUUUGUGCUCGUUCAUUGAGAAUGAACCCGAAACUUUAAAUAUUUAAUGUUUGUACUUCCCCAUUAAAUUUCUAUCACACCUAAAUCAGUUGAAGCUUUGGCUCUGCUCACAAAGAGAUAAGUUUCUGCCUGGUUGCAACUAGUCAUCAUGAUGUGACUUUAAACACAGAGUUACUUUAUGUUAUUAUAGGUUUAGUCACAAGAUGCAUUGCAAAUUUUUGAGAGGCCCCCAUGACUGCAUAAAAACAUGUAAAUAAAUAUGACCCUGCUCACUGCAACACAAAGCAGAUUUGUCCGUUUAUUAAUCUGGCUUAGGGGACUUGCACAACGAGUCUGAGAGAUUCCAGAGACUGUUGCAGUUCCUGAUUUAAAUGGUCAGAGAAUGGGAUUAAAUAUGAUCUGAGGCCCAGCACACUGAAGUGCUGAAAUUAAAAAAAGCCUAACUCCAAAUUUGUUUCUCAAGCCCCUUUAGUGUUUUCAUUUUCUUAAUCAAAGAAUGUUUGUAUUACAGCAAGACACAAUUAAUAGACUCCUGACACUCAUGGAUAUCAGGAUACUCAUGGAUUAACUUGUUGGAUGUUUAAAGGUUUUCAUAUUUUUUUUAAACUUUAACUUCAGUAUUAUUUUAUUUAGAUUUUAUGUGAUAGAUGCUCAUCAAAGUACUGCCCAAUCCAGAAGUAUAAGGAAAAUUAUUAUUUUUAAAUUAUUGUUUUGCAAUAAAAUAAAAAAAAAAAAAAAACUGCCUGUGCCUGUGAAGUUCUUGCUGCUGGUACUGCUGCAAGUCUUUGGAGGCAUGUCUCUUCCAGGUCUGCACAUAUAUCAUUAAUUUUU
Molecule: messenger RNA, 5715 nt
Organism: Xiphophorus hellerii (green swordtail)
Lineage: Eukaryota; Metazoa; Chordata; Actinopteri; Cyprinodontiformes; Poeciliidae
Gene: slc14a2
Product: solute carrier family 14 member 2
Exons: 10
Coding region: 1455-2966 (503 amino acids)
Biological process (GO): urea transmembrane transport
Cellular component (GO): membrane
Molecular function (GO): urea transmembrane transporter activity
Source: RefSeq, a predicted model, not a curated record